Molecule: messenger RNA, 3462 nt
Organism: Pediculus humanus corporis (human body louse)
Lineage: Eukaryota; Metazoa; Arthropoda; Insecta; Psocodea; Pediculidae
Product: phosphorylase B kinase beta, kpbb, putative
Exons: 21
Coding region: 1-3462 (1153 amino acids)
Biological process (GO): glycogen metabolic process
Cellular component (GO): phosphorylase kinase complex
Molecular function (GO): calmodulin binding
Source: RefSeq, a predicted model, not a curated record
AUGACAUGUUAUCAAAAGGGAGAAUUCAUAUUGAUAAUCGCAAAAAGUUCGUUAAAAAUUCAAACUGAUUUAAAAAUUUUAGUUGGUCAAAAAAUGACCUUGAACGAGACGAAAAUAGAACAGAUAGAAGUUUCAAGUUAUAUUGAUACCGUCCGACAAUUGGAUAUUUAUUACGGAAUUGUAAAAAGGCAAUUACUUCAAUUUCAAAGUGCAACAACUGGUCUUUUUCCUCCUGUUUCUCACGAUGUCAAAGAAGGAAGUAUUAAAGACAGUAUAUAUUGUGCUGCAGCCAUUUGGAGUUUAUAUCAGGCUUACAGAAGAAUCGAUGAUGAUCAAGGAAAAUCAUAUGAACUCGGUCAAUCAGCUGUCAAAUGUAUGAGAGGAAUACUUCAAUGUUGGAUAAAACAGGCACAUAAAAUUGAAUUGUUUAAAAAGAAACAAUGUAAUGCUCAUUCUUUGCACAGCAAGUUUCAUUUAGUCACAGGAGAUGAAAUAUGUUCUGAAACAUAUCCAAAUUUACAAAUAAAUGUUGUUUCAUUGUUUUUGCUUUAUCUCGUACAAAUGAUAUCAUCUGGAUUACAAAUUAUUUACACUCAAGAUGAAGUCGCUUUCAUUCAAAACUUAGUUUAUUAUGUUGAAAGAGCUUACAGAACUCCAGAUUUUGGAAUAUGGGAAAGAGGAACUAAAUAUAACAAUGGUACCCCAGAAAUCCAUGCAAGUUCCAUUGGUGUUGCUAAAAGUGCCUUAGAAGCUAUAAACGGAUGUAACUUAUUCGGUGAACAAGGUGCUUCAUGGUCUGUAAUUUAUGUCGAUAUUGAUGCUCAUAAUAGAAAUCGUAGUAUAUUUUACACAAUGUUGCCAAGAGAAUCUAGUUCUAAAGAAGUUGAUGCUGCAUUACUAAGUACAAUUUCUUAUCCAGCUUUUGCUACUCACCAACAGAAUCUAGUAUCUGAAACGAUGAAAAAUGUCAUUUCUAAAUUGAAGGGAAAAUACGGUUUUAAACGAUUCUUACGUGACGGUUAUAAAACAGAAAUUGAAAAUUUACAAAGGCAGUUUUAUCUGGAAGGAGAAACCAAAGAAUUUGAAAAUAUUGAAAAUGAAUGGCCAAUAUUUUUUAUCUUUAUGAUAAUUGAUGGUAUUUUUAAAAAUUUACCAGAUCAAGUUGAGGAGUAUCGACAACUUCUUAAAUUACGAAUUCAAACUGAUAGCCAUGGAGAUCCUAUUAUUCCAAUGUACUAUUAUGUAAAGCACAGCGAUAUUGAAAGUGAGAGGUCGCAACCAGGUACGACUAGUAAACAUGCUAGUUUUAUAGGGAGUUCAAUUGGAGGUUUGUUUUUAUGGGCGCAAGCUAUGUAUCUUAUAUCUCAAUUAUUAAUCGAUGGCUUGCUUCACGUUAAUGAACUGGACCCUAUUCGGCGGCAUCAACCUUCGCACAGUAGACCCCGUAAAGGUGGAAGAUAUUCUGUUUUUCAAGGAACAGCAACAGAUCUUGUAGUCCAAAUUAUCCUAAUAGCCGAGUCAAUGAGACUUCAAGCUAUGAUGGCUACUUAUGGAAUUCAAACUCAAACUCCUCACCAAGUAGAACCCGUUCAAAUUUGGUCUUCUUCUCAGUUGGUGAAAAUCUAUGAAAAUUUGGGAGUAAAUUCAAAAUUGAAUUUAAAAGGGAGGCCGGGUAGACCUAUAGGAGCAUUGGGAACUAGCAAAGUUUAUAGAAUUUGUGGAAUAACCGUUUUAUGCUAUCCGCUGGUUUUCGAAGUGUCGGAAUUUUAUUUGUACAGAGACAUGGCUUUAUUGAUAGACGAUAUUAAAACCGAACUUCAAUUUGUUGCCAAUAAUUGGCGGUUAUCGGGUAGACCCACCGUUUGUUUAUUAAUUAGAGAAGAACACAUGCGAGAUCCUCAUUUUAAAAAAAUGUUAGACCUCAUGGCCAUGCUUAAACGGGGUUAUUGUGAAGGAACCAAAAUUCGUAUCGGUCGUUUGCAAAAUUUAAUUUCUUCCUCGUGCAUUGAACAUUUGGAUUUCAUGAACGAUUAUAUAUCAUCCGAAAUGAACGUUACUUUUUUUAAAGAAUUAGAACAUGAUUACAUUGGUUAUCAAAGUCUAACGGACGUUCCCAAGAUGGCGACUUAUUCGGAUUCGAAUAUCGUAUUAACGGUUAUCGACAAUCCACAAUUAGAUGAAAUAAUUGAACAAUUUCGGAAUACUUCCGAUUUAAAACUUCGUUGUCAACUCCUCGAUGUUUUACUUAAAAAAAAAGGAGAAGACUAUGUAAUUAAUGAUGUUAAAAUAAAAGAUCAUCUUAAAAAUCUUUAUUAUUUGGCGGGUAAUCGCCAUUGUUGGGAUGUCGUACGGUUUUGCAGUUCGUUAUUAAAGCAUACUGUGGAUAGCAUCAGUCCUUUUAUAACAACCGUUUUGGUUAACGGAAAACAGUUGACGGUGGGAGUGAUCGGACGGGAAGAAAUCGUUAUUGACAAACCAAUGAUUCCUGCCGAAAUUCAUUCGGUUAUGUAUAACCGUGUACAACCUUACGACAUAAUACAAGCAGUGCUUCAACAAGAAGCUGUCCUAUACUGUGGGCGACUAAUCGGGACAGAACCACAAGUUUUUAAAGGAAUUCUUAAAAUUAGAAUCGGUUGGAUGUUGGAAGCGAUUAAAUUAUAUUUAAGAAAAAAAGAAGUCGAUUCCAGACCUUUAGAAUGUAGGAGUCCCUACGAAUUACGUCAACUCAUUUAUAAAAUUUUAUCUUUGAAAAAAUGGGCAUCUGAAAACACGUUGAGUCCUUUGGAAAGAAGACAAUUGGAAGGUUGCUUGUAUCGAGUACCUUCAAAAUUUUAUUCUCAAGUUUGGGAUGUCCUGAGUAGGACUCCAUGCGGUUUUUGUGCUGGAGGAAAAUUAUUUUCGCAACAACCAAUUUUAUCAAAUUUGGGUAGAUCUGAAUUGAGCUUUGCUCUCCUGAUCGAAGAAACUAUAAAUCAUAUAAGUCAACCAGAAUACAGGCAAAUCAUUGUAGAGCUUUUGACCAUUUUAUCAACAAUAUUAUCUCGUAACCCCGAAUUGGUUUUUCAAACUCAAUUAAAUUUGGAUCAUUUGGUUUCCGAAGCAUUUCAUAUGUUUAAUAAGGACAAUCAUUCUACGCUCGGUAUUGAAAAAUUUUUCGAUGCUCCAUAUUCUGUUACUACGAGUUAUUUAGCAAGAGCUGUGGUUAAUAACGUAUUACAAGGAUUUGCUUUUUUAACCGUACCUGAAUCUGAUCAAAAAGCUUAUGAUCAUUGUAGGAUUAUGAAAAAGUACAGCCGCGUAAUGAUUGAAUCAUUUAUUGGUUCAAGUAAACACCUCCAGAUGACGUUGUCGUAUGCAUUGAUCGCCAGGAGUUUUAAUGACGUCACGAAUCACACCACUUUCAAGGCUUGUCAUUGGACAAUUUUUACCUAUCUGAAAAUAAACGAAUAUCGUUUUAAGUAA